Rotaria sordida is the source of this 1035-nucleotide messenger RNA. The record is from the annotation of a GenBank genome assembly. NCBI's taxonomy places the organism in Eukaryota, Metazoa, Rotifera, Eurotatoria, Philodinida, Philodinidae.
AUGGGGCAAUAUAUUACAACACAUGAUUUUUAUCAUUCAUAUACUGAUGAACCACAUGCAACACGUCGAAAAGAAAUGCUUAAAAAAUAUCCUGAAAUAAAACAAUUAAUGGGUCAUAAUUGGCGUAUGGCAAUACAAGUUGUUAUAUCUGUAUUCAUACAAAUAAUUGUUGCAAUACUUUUACGAGAUUCAUCAUGGUUAAAAUUAAUUUUUAUUGGUUAUAUUGUUGGUGGUACAAUAAAUCAUACAUUAUCUUUAGCUUUACAUGAAUUAACUCAUAAUUUAGCAUUUGGUCAUGCACGACCAUAUUGUAAUCGUUUAUUAGGUUUUUUUGCUAAUUUACCAUUAGGUGUACCAGCAUCGAUUACAUUUAAAAAAUAUCAUCUUGAUCAUCAUAGAUUUCAAGGUGAUGAAAUGUAUGAUACAGAUAUUCCAACAUAUCUUGAAGUAUAUUUAUUUUCAUCACGUAUUGGAAAAUUUUUCUUUUUACUUAUAAUGCCAUUUAUUUAUACAUUACGACCUGUAUUUAUUUUUCCAAAACCAAUACAUAUUUUAGAAAUAAUUAAUUUAAUUAUUAUAUUAAUAUUUGAUGGAAUAAUGUUUUAUUUUUUUGGUUAUAAAACAACAGCAUAUUUUAUCUUAAGUACUAUACUUGGUUUAUCAAUUCAUCCUAUAUCAGGACAUUUUAUUGCUGAACAUUAUGUUUUUAAACAAGGAUAUGAAACUUAUUCAUAUUAUGGACCAUUAAAUGCUAUUACAUAUAAUGUUGGAUAUCAUAAUGAACAUCAUGAUUUUCCAUAUAUACCAGGUCGAAAUUUACCAAAAAUUCGAAAAAUUGCUCCUGAAUAUUAUGAUAAUUUACCAUGUUAUACAAGUUGGACCAAAGUACUCUACGAUUUUGUCAUGAAUGAUAAUGUUGGUCCUUGGGCACGAGUUGUACGAUCGACAAAAUCUGGACGUGAUGGUGUAGUAAGUCAACAAGAGUAUGAACUCAAAUUGAAAACAAUUGUUAAAGAAGCUCACAAACGUGAUUAA